This is a messenger RNA of Cuscuta europaea, 1151 nucleotides long. NCBI's taxonomy places the organism in Eukaryota, Viridiplantae, Streptophyta, Magnoliopsida, Solanales, Convolvulaceae. The record is from the annotation of a GenBank genome assembly.
GGGAUGUGGAGGAGAUUGGCCUCAAAUGAGGAGUGGACCUCCUUUCCUCUCAUUAUUGUCAAGUAAGACAAGAAGGAACCACCCCUACCUCCUUACACUCAUUAUUUCGACCAAAUACACAAAGAAGGAGAUAGGAGCUCUGCAAAUUUCAUCUCCAUAGCUCCAAAUCCGAACUCAAGCUCAAGGGAGUCCAAGAAGAAAGUUUAAGGAAGAGAAAGGGAAGGAAGGAGGGUGGUGAUUAAGGAACUUGAUUUAAAGUAUUUUUGAGCUUCGCCGGAGUUUCGUCGGAGUUGGUCAAAGCUCUCCGGAGUUGGUCAAAGUUCACCGGAGUUGGUCAAAGUUCGCCGAAACUAGUCAAAGUUCAAUCGAGAAGCGUAGAACGCGCUUAAACUUAAUUAAGUUUCAGGUAGAACUUGAAUGUUGCUACUAUCAGCCGCUGGCAGGUGCUGGGGGGAGAUUGUUGGGCUGCGGGUAUGCGGUGCCACCAAUCUGCCAGCUUGCCGGUGCAAUCGAACCGCGUGGCGCUUUGCUUGUGCUAUAAAGGGUGAGGGGCGUGCUACACUAUUAACGAUUGCUUUUAGUGUAGCGGUAUGUGGAUACAACAAAUCGAUGACAUUCAAGGCAGAGUGGAAGCAAGUGGACAGGGUUGAAGAGAGACCACGAUGGGCACAUGGAAUAACACGACUAAAGAAGGGAGCACAAAGAAAAUGCCAGGGGAUCAAAAGCGCAGGAGGAUUUGGGAGAGUCAGGAACAUGAGGACCCAUUUGGUUAUAAUAUGACUCUGGACAAGCCAAAAAUGGGAAGGUGGCGGGUUCAGAUCUUUAGGCCCACUGGAGUAUUAGAAACAGAUAGAAGGUUCAGGAACGUGAUGGCAGUGGUGCUCUGGAAGAAGGAACAAGAGUUUUAUUUUAUUGUCUUUUUGCUUUUUAAUUUCUUUGAUCAUAUUGGUUGCUUUCCCUUUUGGUAUGUUUAUUGCUGUAAGACUUUGAGUCUAGAUUUGGGUGAUGAGAGGCAUGCUUUAACCGUCUUUGGCUUAAUUGCGUCUUUUGUCAAUUUACCUUAUAUCUGAGUGUUGUGAUAUCAAUUUAAGCAUACUUCUUCCAAUAAAAGAUCUCAUAUACACUAGUGCAUCUUGAAAAUAAAUAUAGUC